UUUAUAGUACCAAGUUCACCCUUGAGCAAAGUUUAGUCCAUCUUUGUGAUCAAGGUGAAACAAUUACUUACCUCAUUCAUACACCCAAACAUUCUUUACUCUACACACAAAAGAAACAAAAAAUGGCUUCCUUUUCAGUUGGUGGUGCUCAUUCUAGCCACCGAACCCCCUCUCUCUUUCCUACACCCCCAACAAUAAGGAUGCUGAAGCAUCAUCCUGUUUUAAAUUGCACCCCAUUCUUCACCACUCCAUCUUUGUUUUCUCCAAAAAACUUGUCAUUGCGUUCCUCAAAUCACAGAGCCGGAAUAGCUUGCAUGUCCACAACCACAUCUCCAGUAGGCAAAGAUGAUCAAAAGCUAAUUAGUGGGCAACUGAAUGAGAAAGUGGUUCAAGCUUCAUCGUGGAUUGAUUACUUACCUAAAGAAAUUCAACCUUUCGCUAAGCUGGCUCGCGUGGACAAGCCCAUCGGUACUUGGUUUCUGAUUUUUCCCUUUGCAUGGUCAGCUACGUUGGCAGCAGCGAGUGGAAGUAUUCCGGAUUUCAGGAAUUUAGCUGUAUUUGCUUGUGCGGCUCCAUUUUUUAGGGGUGCUGCUUGUACCAUUAAUGAUUUCUUUGAUCGUGAUUUUGAUAAAAUGGUGGAGCGUACAAAAGAGAGACCGAUGGCAAGUGGGGCUGUCACACCAUUUCAAGGACUUUGUUUCUUUGCGUUUCAAUUGCUACUGAGUCAUGGAAUUUUCCUCCAACUCACCAACUAUAGUUGGAUCAUUGAGGCUGCGUUCAUCUUCCUAAGUUGUACCUAUCCUCUCAUGAAGAGACUGACAUACUGGGUGCAAGCUUAUUUAGGUUUGACAAUCAACUGGGGAGCAAUACUAGGGUGGUAUGCAGUUAAAGGAAGCUUGCAACCGUCGAUUGUACUCCCACUCUUCCUUUCUGGUUGUUUCUGGACUAUUCUGUACGAUACCAUUUAUGCUCAUCAGGAUAAAGAAGAUGACGUGAAAGUUGGCAUUAAAUCCACGGCCUUAAAAUUUGGUGAGUCAACAAAAGAGUGGAUCACUGGCUUUGCUAUUGCAAGCAUUGGCACCCUUGCUCUCACUGCAUACAAUGCUGCAUUAGGGCGGCCAUUUUAUGUGUUUUUAGCAGCUGCAUCUGGACAGUUAGCUUGGCAGAUAAGGACAGUUAACUUGUCAUCCGCAGCCGAUUGCAACCGAAAGUUUGUGUCCAACAAAUGGUUUGGUGUUCUAAUUUUGAGUGGGAUGUUAUUAGGAAGGGUCUUCUCUUGAAUUACUUGUGAACAGCGGUUAUUCCACUGGCACUCCUAUUUUAGCUGUUCAACACUAUAUAUAUUCAUGUUUUGUUGUUGGCCCAGAUCAAAAUCAAGUAUCUUCACCGCUGGCCAAUAAAAUUAUUUACUUAUUAUUUUAAGAAAUUCUUACAUUUUUUUGCCCAAACAAAACAUCAUUUCUUUCAUUAUGAUUCAAGUACAGCAAAACAGAGUAACAACACGUGUACAGCAAAAACCAAAGUAACAAAUGACACGAAAAACAAGAAAUAUCUUUACGUUUCACUUUUAUUAAAUUAAGGCUCCCUUUGUUUAGUGGAAAAUAAAUUACAUAGGAAAACCUUUUCUAAAGCACGGGUAAAUGAAAUGGCCUUUUACGGAAAGCGUCUUACUGAUUUUAUUUCUGUAAGACAUUUGUUCUUCUUCCUCUUUGUCCAUCAGCCUCCGCCUCUCCUCCUUAUCUCUGUUUCAUUGGCCUCACCUCCGAAUCCGAGUCUCGUCAUCUCCUCGUCCUUACCAAGUCUGCAUUUUGAAGAAGCCCCAAAAUCUAGCUUUCCAAUCCUAUCAAGCAUGUUUGACACUAAAAAGCUAGUUCAUCUAUCAUUUUUCGUUGUUUGAAGUCUGAACUUUUGGGGUAAAUAUGAAGAUUCUAACUGUGUAAAGUUUCAUGUCUCUUGAGGCGCCAUUGGCUCGCAUGCAGCUUGUGAUGUAUGCACUGUUGUAAGGCUUGAGUUAGUAUCUUCCAUCCCUUGCAGGCAAAAAAAGUUUGUUUCUACUAUACUGCAGUGAGAAGAAACCUGUAUAUUUUUGCCUUUGUACUUCCAUUCUGACAUGCACGCUCUGACAUGUUUGAUAGUUUCUGAUUAUGUUACCAUGUUAUAGACUGAUAAAGCUGUAAAUUUGCUUGUAGUAAUGUAAUGUAUCUAUGCAUGCAUGACAUGAUGUAGACCUUGCAGGGCCACUACAUUUAUUGUGCAUAUUAUGAUCUUUAAGCCUAAUGCUUUGCAUUCUUUGCUUUGAAA
Messenger RNA from Gossypium raimondii (Peruvian cotton), 2301 nucleotides. RefSeq names its product 4-hydroxybenzoate polyprenyltransferase, mitochondrial. The record is from RefSeq and is a predicted model, not a curated record. Gene Ontology annotation, biological process: ubiquinone biosynthetic process. The transcript is spliced from 9 exons. Bases 123 to 1280 code for a protein of 385 amino acids. Gene Ontology annotation, molecular function: prenyltransferase activity. Lineage: Eukaryota; Viridiplantae; Streptophyta; Magnoliopsida; Malvales; Malvaceae. Gene Ontology annotation, cellular component: mitochondrial inner membrane.